CUACCAUUUAAUUUUCGGCUUUCGUCUCCAACACAACAAGUCAAAUUCGCUCCAAAAUUCUGUUUUUAUAUUUUCAAAAUUAUCAAAGUUCUUUUAGAUUUACCUUUUAAAUUACAACAUGGCUUACAGCGGCAUGGGGCUACCGGGUAUUUUUUGUCCGGAUGAAAGCGUUGAGCAGUUUGCAAGACUUUACGGAAGUGAUAAUUUUAGCAAAAUUAUGAUAAUGGCCACGAGCAGUCGUCAUCCUCAUGAUUAUUUGAAUAAUCUGCAGGCACCAGUUCAUCAGUCACCGGGAAUAUUGGAGGUCGACCCAUCAAGGUAUUAUGGAAACCCACCACCUACUAAAGAGCGAAAUCCUAAAGUUAACCCUCCAUAUGGUGUUCAUCCUGUUCAAGGAUCCAGACCCGUAAUGCAUGGGGCCUGUGGUGACCAUUAUAGACCCCCGCCAAAUUUUAAGAGCUAUAAGCCCGAAUAUCCCUUGGGACACCCCCAUCCAGGAGUCCAAAAUCAGCCGCAAAUGCAGUACCAUCCUCAGCAGUCGCAGCACCUGAAUUUUAUAUAUCCACCUCCACCUGGACCCAGAUUUCCUUGGCUUUAAAUCACGUAUUCCGGCCAAAUCCAUUUAAGCAAUCGACUUCGCUUGUUUGUAAGUUUUUGUUGGUAACGGUUCAGCCAUGACGUGCAUUUCUGUAUCGAAAAUCUUAUUUUGUAUCACAAUUAUGCA
Molecule: messenger RNA, 724 nt
Organism: Drosophila suzukii
Lineage: Eukaryota; Metazoa; Arthropoda; Insecta; Diptera; Drosophilidae
Source: RefSeq, a predicted model, not a curated record